Molecule: messenger RNA, 2020 nt
Organism: Cannabis sativa
Lineage: Eukaryota; Viridiplantae; Streptophyta; Magnoliopsida; Rosales; Cannabaceae
Product: protein JASON
Exons: 7
Coding region: 265-1833 (522 amino acids)
Biological process (GO): male meiosis II
Source: RefSeq, a predicted model, not a curated record
GGCAUAACCCCAUUGCACGAUUACAUCUCUUAACAUACACCGCGAAGUUUAGGAACAACAUUUCGCCAUAGACGUACAGCUCGCUUCCCUCGUUUUAGUAGUUCAAAUUUCGAAUAAUACCACUCAACGACUCCUUCUCUGUGUGUCCCAGUAGAGAGUCCCCUCAAAAACCCCCCAAAAAAUUCACCAAUUAAAACCCUUUUUCAGAAAAGAAAAGAAAUAAUUAGGGUUUCAUUUUCCCUAAUCCGUUAAUUUUUUUUUCCCAUGAUAUGCUCGCUGUUGAAUCGUGACCUAAGGCUUGUUUGCAGAUCAGUUUUGGGAUACCUAGACAGGUCGAUUGCCGGAGCCAUGGGUUGUUUCAUCGCUUGCUUUAGGGUCAGGGACGAUCGCCAAAGCCACAAUCAUCAUCGUCAGAGGUCACAGCCUCAUCUUGUUUCUGAAUCUUCUCAUCCCAAACUAACGGAGGUUGUAGUUUCUCAAAAUCGACUUUCGUCUCUGUUUAUGUCCGAAGAUAAACAAGAUUCUCCUUGUAAGAAUAGGGGCGGUAGUAGUGCUGGUACUCCAGAAAUUGAUAAGGCUCUUAAGGACGAGGCCAAGUUUCUUAAAGCGUGUGGUACCUUAGCACAGACUCCUAUUGAAAUUCGCAAAGCUUCUUCCAAGUGGAACAGCUCACCUCUUCAGGAUGGAGAUUCAGAGACUUCGAAAUUCCAUUCAUGGCUUCCCAAUACAUCCAUUGAGAAACUUCAGUUGGAAAAUCAAAUUGACCAACCCUCUACUCCAGUUAAACUCUCUGAAGAGAGGGCUCAUACCUCAGGUUCUUUGGAGUGUACACCUAGCAGUUGUGUAUCAAAUGUUCAGAACUCGGGAAUAGUCUCAGUAGGCUCUACUGAAGGCAGUGGCGCAGGUGGUAGUUACACAGCAGCUACUAGCCAUGCUUAUCAGACUGAACAUGUUACAACUUUAGAAACACCUCAACUUUCAGCCACAAAUGUUCAACGCAGGAACAAAUCUGUGCGUUUUGAAUGUGAUUCAGAUUUAUCUUCUUCUGGGGGUUCGUCAUCUGAAAAUGGUCGCCAGAAUUUUAAGAGAGCUGAAUCACCAGGUAAUCAGAGCAUAUCAAAGCGCUCACCCUAUCCAACCCCCCUAAAGAUUUCUGAUGAGAUGCAAACGCCUGGAACUGUUUUUCCUUCAAACAUGGAUACUUUUCCAAAUGGGAAGAUUCGAGUUAGGUCGCAAUAUGUGUAUCCAGUUUUGAACCCAGUUGAAAAUGUCUCCCAGUGGAAUGCACUGAAGGAAGAGGAUCCUAACUUUGACCAAAUUUCAGGUGAGUUAAGAAAAUCUCUUGAUCAGCCUGAAAAUGCGUCGCCUAAGUCCAAAGAGUCAAUCAAAGAAACUUUGUCGGAGGAGCUAAACCCAGAAGCUAGUCUGUCAACCUGGUUGAAGCCAAUUCCAUCGACUCAGGACAGCAAUAAUAACAACUUUGUUGGUCCUGCCCGUCCUCGAGGAGCUAGAACCCCUAUGGACAGACCUAUUAUUGGGAUGGUUGCUGCUCAUUGGAAUGAGGAUGAUCCUGCUCGUAUCUCACCCAAAUGGUGGGAUGGGAAUGGAAUUCCAAAUUCAACCAAUAAGUACAAGGAGGAUCAGAAGGUCAGUUGGCAUGCAACACCAUUUGAAGAGAGGUUAGAAAAGGCAUUGUCUGAAGAAAGUAUCAUCUCCCAGAGGCAGCAGCCAAUUCAAGGAAAGCCUAUAAAUUUUGAUGAGAAUGAUGAAAGUGAUACAGCCCUUUCUCAGUUACAACCUUCACCCCAUCCGAAAUCUCUCGUUUCGUUCUGAUGAGUUUGCAUUGUAUUUCGAGUUUGUUGUUACAUCUGCUGUCUUAUUGAUGUAGUUGAACUUCAUAAAUGAUCAAAAUCUCAUGGAUUGAAUCAAGCCAUUGAGAUUUGAUUGGGAAAUCAAUUUUCUGUGUGUACAUAAACAAUGAAAGCUCUUCUCACAUCUAAGGUUUUGGUUAAUUGGCUCA